AUGUCUCAGGUCGUCUGGUCAUACCAUCUUGCCAAGGGCGACUCGACAAAAUAUAUCACCAAACUACAUGAGAAAUACGGUCCUGUUGUACGCACCGCCUCCAACGAGUUGUCUUUCAUCAGCGCGAGCGCGUGGCAGGAGAUCUACGGCACUACAGGUAUCGGCAAGGUCUAUGAAAAGAAUGGAAUCGCCUACUUGCAGGGGUCUCAGGAUAUCACCAACAUUUUCUUUGCGCACAGUCAGGAACAUGCCGCAGUGCGCAAGCUAAUGUCUCCGGCAUUUUCAGAUCGUGCGAUCCGCGACCAGGAAUCUCUCAUCCAACAAUCGAUCGACCAGAUGAUGAGCUCAUUAGACAAGCGCACGGGUGAAGCUUAUUUCCCUGCUGCAGAUGGCGUGGUAAACCUGGCGGCAUGGUUCAAUUUUGAAGUUUUUGACGUGCUAAGCUCGCUGUGCUUUGGCGCCAGCAUUGACUCUCUCUCAAAAGGCGAAUAUCACCCAUGGAUCUCGGUGAUUUAUACUGCUAUCAAGCAUUCAACCUUGAUCCAGUCUGCGCACCGCCUGAAGCCUUACCACUGGCUCUUAGAGAAACUCAUCCCCUCAGAUAUUGAGAGCCAGUAUAUAUUCCACCUAGAGAACUGCACCAAAGCACUCACCGAACGCUUGAAGAAGACUGACAAUGAGCGUCCGGAUAUUCUGUCUUACCUGCUGGAUAAGAUGUCGCAUGACGAACUGUUGGAUAAUGUGAAUAUUCUGGUGACAGCGGGUGGUGAUUCCACGGCCACCACCAUGACCUCGGUGGUCUACUACAUCACACACAAUCCACACAGCUACAAGGCACUCGUGAAAGAGAUUCGGGACGCUUUCCCAACUGAGAAGUCAAUUACGAUUCCUGAAGUGAUGAAGUUAAAGUACUUGAAAGCGGUUAUUGACGAGGCGAUGCGAAUUCACCCGAGUGUACCAGUGGGACUACCGCGAAUCGUUCCGAAGGGUGGCCGAUUCAUCGAUGGACAGUUUGUUCCUGGUGGGGUGCGUCUUUCUAUUCCAUUUCUUUGGUUUACUUUGUCCUGA
Molecule: messenger RNA, 1068 nt
Organism: Penicillium chermesinum
Lineage: Eukaryota; Fungi; Ascomycota; Eurotiomycetes; Eurotiales; Aspergillaceae
Product: cytochrome P450
Exons: 1
Coding region: 1-1068 (355 amino acids)
Molecular function (GO): iron ion binding; monooxygenase activity; heme binding
Source: RefSeq, a predicted model, not a curated record